GGGCAGCUCCCAGGCACAGUUAUGGGUGUGAUGGGUGCUAUGUCAGCAGUCUCUCAAAGGUGUUUCAGAACUGCUCACCUCUCUGUCUCACAGCUCCGUGCCAGGCUUGGGCCAGGAACCAUGAGGCUCUGUGUCUGCCUUGUGUUGCUCUGCUUUGUUUCGUGUGCAAGCACUAACGCACUGGUCCAAGGUGGACGAUUUGUCUGGGAUGCGCUGGGAGGGGCACGGGAUAUGUACCGAGCGUAUCGGGACAUGCGUGAGGCAAAUUUUAUAGGUGCCGACAAAUAUUUCCAUGCUCGUGGGAAUUAUGAUGCUGCCCGAAGAGGACCUGGCGGUGCUUGGGCAGCCAAAGUGAUCAGUGACGCCCGGGAAAAAUGGCAAAGCGACGUGAGCGGCAGAGGGGCAGAGGACACCCGAGCUGACCAAGAGGCCAACGCCUGGGGCCGGAACGGCGGGGACCCCAACCGCUACAGACCUGCGGGCCUUCCCCGCAGAUACUAACGCUGUCCGCCCGGCGGCCGCCUCUGCCUCCCUGUUACACCUCUUCCGUGCAGCCGAAUAAAGACAUUCU
Molecule: messenger RNA, 571 nt
Organism: Egretta garzetta (little egret)
Lineage: Eukaryota; Metazoa; Chordata; Aves; Pelecaniformes; Ardeidae
Product: serum amyloid A protein
Exons: 3
Coding region: 22-501 (159 amino acids)
Cellular component (GO): extracellular region
Source: RefSeq, a predicted model, not a curated record